Frankliniella occidentalis (western flower thrips) is the source of this 2366-nucleotide messenger RNA. RefSeq lists its product as uncharacterized. Lineage: Eukaryota; Metazoa; Arthropoda; Insecta; Thysanoptera; Thripidae. The coding region runs from base 381 to 2366 and encodes 661 amino acids. The transcript is spliced from 6 exons. The record is from RefSeq and is a predicted model, not a curated record.
AUUUAAGCAAAACUGCCAAAAAUGAUCAUAAUUCAGAGAAACCCAGCCAUACUUUUGCCACUAGUUUGUGGAACGUGUCUUCGUGUUCUGGGAAAGGAACGCCUUCUACAGUAAACAAUAUAUCUAAAGUAAAUCUUGCCAAGAAACAGGAACCCUUGACUCUUACACCUAAUUUAAAGAAAAAUAGAAAAUCUGAAGAUUCUGAUUCUUCAGACUUAGAUGAAAAUAUAUUUCAACCUAAAAAAAAUAAGUCAGUGAAACAGCGAUUCACCCCAGACAGUCAGCAAUCUCAUCCUCCUUUUGAUUGCAGAUCUGAGGAUAAAGAAGGUCCCAAAACUGAGACCAAGAAAUCAUUAAGUUGUCAGUUUUGCCAGAAAAAAAUGAGUUGUCAUCAAAGCCUGAGCCGGCACAAGAAAGCAUGCAUACAAAACAUAAAUCGUAAACCAUCGGAGCACAUAUGCACUGCGUGUGGAAAAAAUAUUCCACGCAGGUAUGUGUUUAUCGCCCACAUUAAAAAAUGCACAGGAGAAAAGGUUAUUGUGAAUUAUGGUGUGGGCAAGAUGUCCUGCCCUUAUAAAAACUGUCAAAAUAACCAGUUUCAAUUUAAAGUAGAUUUAUAUGAGCACCUUUACACUGAACACAAGGCGGACCUGAAGCCGCCAGAAAUAAGAAUUUUUGACUCAUACAAAGAAUUUGACAAAUGGAAAACAUCUGUAGAGGAUGAAUCGUUUUCAUAUUUUUCGCAACAGUAUGGGAAAAGGAAUGGAAGGUCUUAUUUUUAUUGCCAACAUGAUGGCUCCGAGAAGAGUCAUUUAAAGAAUCAACAGUCUAACAAGACCACACGGAGGAACAAGAAAGGGCGCAUAAAGAAAAGUGAUUUAUGUUUAGCAAUGAUGAGUUUAAAGUAUUUACCUGAUGGGAAAAUUAAGGUGGCAUACCGCCCCACUCAUCUCCACCCAUGCCGCCCUCGAGACCUGAAACACCAGCCACUUUCAACAGCGACUAAUGAGUACAUAUCCAAACAACUUGCAUGGAAUGUACCUCCAAGAAAAAUAGUUCAGAACCUCCGAGAUGAUUCAUACAAGAGAGCAAAUCGAUUAAGUAGGAGCUCCAUAAAGUUGAAGAGAGACAAUCUUGUAAAAAUCAAAACGAUAACAGAGAGAAUGAGGAAAAAAAAUUCCAGUCUUCGGUUUUCUAAUGAUGAUGCUGAAUCUGUCUACUUCAAAGUUAAGACCUUAAUGGAAGAGGAGUACAAUCCAAUCCUCAUCUAUAAGCCUAAAGGAGAGAAAACUAUCAUCGGUCCAGAGGGAUCUGAACAUUUACCUGAAGAUGUGUUUUUACUUGCUUUUCAGACAAAAGAACAGCUGGAUAUGAUGGUAGAAGGUUGCAAGGAAAUCCUUGCCAUUGACGAAACCCAUUCUACCAAUCCUUAUGACCAUUAUCAGCUGUUGAAUAUGAUGGUACGGGACAAAUUCAACCUUGGGUACCCUGUAGGCCAUGCUAUCAGCAGCCGCUCUGAUGAGGCAGUUUUGCAAUUUGUUUUCAAGGCAAUUAAAGAGAGGUGCCCUGAUUUAAAAAUUAACUGUUGCAUAACGGAUGACGAUCCAGCAUUGAUUAACUCAGUUAAUGCUGGAUUAGGAGAGGCCGUCUGGCAUUUGUUGUGUGUGUGGCAUAUCCAUCGAACAAUUCAAUCCAAUAUAAGACAUCAUGUCAAAGAAAAUGAUUUAGUAUCAGAAAUUUAUAGUAUUAUGUGUGUUCUCAUUGAUGAACCAGAUGAGUGCCAAUUCCUUAAACUAAAAGAUUCUUUUCUACUAGAGUAUUCUCACAAAUGCCCGACGUUCAAAGACUAUUUUGAAAACACAUUUCUGCCUAAAGCGCAGAAAUGGGCCAAAUGCUAUCGUCUUAAACACCACGGAGAAACUGAGACAACAAUGCUUGUGGAGUCAUUUCACAAUAUUCUUAAGACAGUUUACAUGAAGAGAGUGCCUAACAAACGUAUAGAUGACCUGUUGGACUUGUUGCUUACUAUUGAGGAAGAUUAUUUUACAAGGUACACUAAUGCGGUGCUCCUCAACUCUAUGUCUGACAAGGAUUUCUCAGAUCUUUCCAAACGUCAUUUGAAGGGCAUGAAAAUAAAUGACUUAGAUGUCACUCAAAUUUCAGGAAAAUGUUGGACUGUCCGGUCCCAAGACAAAAAUUCAACUGAAGAGUACAUUGUGGUCAGGUGCGCCGAUCAAUGCUUUAGUCAAUGUCUAAAGAUAUGUUACGAUUUUCGUGCUACUGUAAGUCCAUCACCCAGUUUAUUAGUGGACAUUUUGAUCUCCGAUGACACAACACCUACAGACAUCAAAGUUAGACGAUUUUAA